This is a messenger RNA of Aspergillus puulaauensis, 165 nucleotides long. RefSeq lists its product as uncharacterized. NCBI's taxonomy places the organism in Eukaryota, Fungi, Ascomycota, Eurotiomycetes, Eurotiales, Aspergillaceae. The coding region runs from base 1 to 165 and encodes 54 amino acids. The record is from RefSeq and is a predicted model, not a curated record. The transcript is spliced from 3 exons.
AUGUUCUGUGGACGAACAUGGCUCCUUGCCGGCUUAGUCGAAAUUUACACCUCGGGUACUCCGUAUUAUAACUUCUGCCUUGCCUUGGAAGUACCGAAGGCAGAUGGGCCGCUGCUUGGUACAGGCAUCACGCCGCAUAAUAAAUGUAUCGAAAUCUACAAUUAG